Bombina bombina (fire-bellied toad) is the source of this 3626-nucleotide messenger RNA. It is a transcript of the gene SP8, whose product is annotated as Sp8 transcription factor. The record is from RefSeq and is a predicted model, not a curated record. Lineage: Eukaryota; Metazoa; Chordata; Amphibia; Anura; Bombinatoridae. Gene Ontology annotation, biological process: regulation of transcription by RNA polymerase II. Gene Ontology annotation, molecular function: RNA polymerase II cis-regulatory region sequence-specific DNA binding; DNA-binding transcription factor activity, RNA polymerase II-specific. Bases 452 to 1951 code for a protein of 499 amino acids. The transcript is spliced from 2 exons.
UAUAAAUAUAAAAAAGAUCCUCUGAGGAGGGCACUUUUGUGAUGGCAACUUCUCUUCUAGGGGUGAGUCUAAGGAUUUUCUUGCUGGUUUAAUUAGUUCUUUUCUUCUUCCUUUUUUUUUUUUACUGCCUAUUGGAGGGGUUAAAAUAGCCCUGGUCAAGACAGAGGCUAUCAUUCUCCUAUUGACUACUGUAGUACGAGGGAGUGGAGAGAGACAGAGAAAAAGGGGAAGGGGCAGAGUCACUUCUCAGUCAGGAUAAGGUAUUAAGGGCAUUUGAUUGUACCAACAACCUUUACAACACGUUCCUGUGGAGAAGCGACUCCUUACGGAUUGCAGAAAAGCUCUCCUGUGAAUUUGUUUUUAAAAUCGGCUCCUUUUUCUAAAAAAACAAACAAAUCAGAAGUCUCUUUUUUUGCAGGAAGAGCCCAGGCUGGGAUCCACUCCUCUGGCCAUGUUAGCCGCCACCUGCAAUAAGAUCGGUAGCCCCAGCCCGUCCCCCUCCUCCUUGUCUGACAGCUCUGGCACAUUCGGGAAAGGUUUCCACCCUUGGAAGAGAUCUACUUCUGGGAGCUGCACCUUGGGCUCUGGUGCCCUUUCAGGCUUCGGAGGUUCCUCCCGUGGCGGAUCUGGCUCCUCGUCCUCUUCUGCUGCUGCUGCUGCCGCUGCUGCUGCCGCCGCCGCUGCUGCCGCUCUGGUAUCGGACAGUUUCAGUUGCGGGGGGUCCCCAGGCUCCAGCGCCUUCUCCUUGACCUCCUCUGGAGGGGGUGGAGGGGGAGGCGGUGGAGGAGGAGGGAGCAGCGGCUCCAUGUCAGCGGCCUCCCCAUUUGCUAACGAGUACUCGGUGUUCCCGGUCAGCGGUGGAUCCCAGGAGGCGGCGGCAGCAGCAGCGGCAGCAGCAGCAGCGGCAGCGGCCGCCUCACACCACCAACCGGUGUUCCUGUCUAAGGUACACGCCUCAGUGGACUCAUUACAGGGCAUCUACCCCCGAGUGGGCAUGGCGCACCCCUAUGAAUCCUGGUUCAAACCCUCUCACCCAGGGGACGUGAGCGCUGCGGCUGCUGGAGGAGCCUCCAGCUGGUGGGAAGUUGGUGCUGGCUGGAUCGAUGUCCAAAGCCCCGGGGCUGGGGCCAGUCUACAUCCCGGAGCACUUCAAGGCUCCCUGCACUCUCCACUUGGCGGAUACGGCACAGAUUACACAGCGGCAGGUUUGGGACAUUUCAGCGCAGGGGGAGGCGGAGGAGCCGGUGGUGGAGGAGGCGGAGGAGGUGGAAGUGGAAAUGGAGGAGGGGGUCACCUGCUCAGCCCAGCCGGGCAACAUAUUAUGGACGGAUUUAAGCCUGUGCUUGGUCAUGGAUCUUACCCAGACCCAUCCUCUUCACCACUCUCAGCGGGAUCCAUGCUGGCUCCUUCUGGACCCCUGGGAGGUUCUCCACGCUCCUCGGCCAGAAGAUACUCAGGCAGGGCCACCUGUGAUUGUCCCAACUGCCAGGAGGCAGAGAGGCUCGGACCGGCCGGUGCCAGCCUAAGGAGGAAGGGGCUGCACAGCUGCCACAUCCCUGGCUGCGGUAAGGUGUACGGCAAGACCUCGCACCUCAAGGCUCACCUGCGCUGGCACACCGGGGAGCGGCCCUUCGUCUGCAACUGGCUCUUCUGCGGCAAGAGGUUCACUCGCUCUGACGAGCUCCAGCGGCACCUGCGCACCCACACCGGGGAGAAGCGCUUCGCCUGCCCCGUGUGCAACAAGCGCUUUAUGCGCAGUGACCACCUCAGCAAGCACGUCAAGACUCACAGUGCCGGGGCUGGCGGAGGGGCAGGUGGCAAAGGGGCUGCAGGGGCUGGCAGCGGGGGCAAGAAAGGCAGCGACACAGAUAGCGAGCACAGUCCCUCUACCAGUCCGCCUUGUCACUCCCCGGAGCUUCUGCACCCUCAAGACAGGAAUGGACUGGAGUGACCCCCUUAUACCCCAACCUUAGAGUCUAUGACCCCUCUUAACAAGCUCCUGACUCACUCUGUAAAGGACAAGGACAUGUGAGCAGAGCUUAUUGUUCUCUUGGACACUCAAAGUUUGAGCUCUUCCUGCCUAUGACACCCACAGCAUCACAACAACAAGGGAUUGUAUUAAAGUUUGGAAUCUUACAGUUUCAAUUCAAGUUUGCUUGGAGUGUACGUGGAUGUAGUUAACCCUUUGUGGCUGAGAGGGCUGCAACGGAUUGCCCGGCAAUGCGUUACACCCUUCUCUGGCAGACAAGGGGUUAAAGACACCUGCAUUUGGUGUAAUUUAAAUGGCAUGAGAACUCUGGCCUAGUUGUUCUUAAUAACUUCAUAUUUUUCUAUUGGGUCUGGUAAUAUACAUCAUUUCACUUUGUGGUGCAACAUGUUUAACUUUUAACUUGAAAAAAAAAAUCAAAUGAAAUAGUUUCCUGAGUUUCCUUUCCUGCAAUUAGUGAAACAGAAGUUACUGAUACCAUAAAACCCAUAAAGAAUUCACCCUAAGGUUUUUUCAGUUUAGCUAAAUUGUUUAAGACCCAACUCGUAAUUCUAAUACCAAAACCAUCAUUUCUUAUUUCACACUUUAAUUUAAUCUAUUUACUGCCUUGAUGUUCGUUGAUAAAUUAUACCUACUCUGUAUAAUAGACUGCUUCUUUACUCUCUUUAAGGACCACUUGAAAUCUACUUGCUGGAUCUAUUCAUUUGCAUUCUGUCACUGUCUAUUAACAAUUCAAUGACUUAACAGUUACCCCAGCAAUCAAUCUACAAGUCUUUAAAAUAUCUACAUGUAUUUGCUGUUUUCAAUUUACAAAUGUAAAAGUUGUUAUUUGUAGCGCUAUUAUUAUGGCUUUUGAUGGCUUUAGUUAUAUUAGGGCAUUUAAAAGAUUUACAUUUCAAAGUCUAGUGAGCUAAAAAGAUGCACUCACUUUAUCAUUAUCUAAACAGAAACCGUUUUGAAAGUGGUAGCAGAGUAUUGGCAUUUGAUGUACUUAUUUGUUUCCCUUUAACCACUGUUAAAUUCUACCCAAGUUUUUUUUAUAUUACAGAAUUUUGCUACAGCUAUUUAAUUCAUUCAUAUAUUUAAUACAUAAGUUCAAAUUUUUAAGGAAAACUUAGCACAUAUUCAGCUUAAUUCAUUUUGAAAAUUGUGUUGGCUAAAUUCAUAUUAACUGGAUGAAAAUACACUUGAGGGGUGUUCCUCUAAUAUGAAGUUAAAGAAUUACAGUCCUUGAGACAAUUUGUAUAAUAUUUUUUUCUUGUACAUUAUUUACAGUAAAUAUUUGAAAAUAUAUAGAAUUGCCCUCGAGUUUUGCUGUCACAAAAAAAUAAAAAUAAAAAAUAAUAUGAGUUCUUGUUGCAGAUUUUUUUUUUUUUUUUUCUUGAAGUGAAUAUCAGACAAAUGGCACUUCGAAGAUAUAGUUUUUUUGCUUGAAUAUGCAUUUAGAUAGGUAUAAUCUGUAACUAAGCAAAUGAUAUUUCAUAAAUGUUGAAUGACAUUUAAUUUAAUGGAGCAUGUAAAAUUUGCAUUGAUUGCAGUUCAGGUAUAGCUAACAGUGAGAGUCCAAUUUUUUUUUCUUCUUUGAUAAUGAGUUAGCCAGAAACUCGCUUAUUGAAUAAAUUGUUUGAGUGAAACUGAA